UUUUUUUUAUCUUUUUAUAAUUUAAAAUGAUUGGACCAACGAUCCCUGACCAUCUUUUAAAAAAGAGACAUCAUAACGAAGCAGAAAUUCCAAUUUCACUUUCUGGGGAUGAAGAUACAGAUCCAAUGAUGGGUCCACAACUACCUACUGAUUCAUUAAAAAACAAGCAAGUAGAAACUAUGAAUAAUACUGAUGAAAUCAACCAUUCUAAAGACGAACAAGAUACAGAUCAAUCAAUUGGUCCGCAAAUACCUAUAGAGUUAUUAGCCAAGAGACAAACUACUCAUAAUGCUGACGAAAUCAGUAUUUCGGAUGACGACAUUGAAUUUCAAACUGAUCAACACAGUAUUGAAGAUAAAAAGAAAGUCGUUGAACAGCAAAUGAGUUCAGUAGAGAAGAUAGAAACAGUUGGACCCCACAUUCCACAAGAUAUCUUAAACAAAAGCAAAAUGGAAAAUAGAAACAGUGAUGAAGAAGCAGAAACAGAUUCUGAUGAUUAUGCACCAGCAUUACCACCUGAUUUGCUUGAAGAACGUCGCAAACAACAGCAACAGCAACAGCAGCCUACAUCCAGAAGACGUAGACCCGUAGGACCAAGUCUUCCUCCUUCUACAAGCUUUUCUGCCCUGCAAGACAAUGACGACGAUUUUGUCAUAGGUCCAACAUUACCAAGGAAUUAUAACCCAGAAGAAGAAUCAAAAUAUUCUGCUAUUCAAGCUAUUGAAGAACGUGCACGUCAAAGUAAAGAAGCCUUAGAAGCAAAAAAAGAAGCAGAAAGUUCGACUAAAAUAGAAAGACCUGAGUGGAUGUUAGUUCCUCCUGAAGUUGACUAUCUUAAAAAUGCAAAUUCAUUAAGAUCAAGACAAUUUUCAAAUAAGUCAGUGUCUCAAAUUGACAAUAGUAGUUGGACAGAGACACCUAGUGAUAGACAGAAUUCAUUAAAUGGACAAGGCUCAGGGAAAACAAAAAAGCCACAAACAGAAGAGAGCUAUGUGAAUAGACAAGCAGAGAUGGAAAUGAGAAGAAACAUUGAAGCCUAUAACAAACAUGAAAGACCUAUGUCUUUAUUAGAGAUGCAUCAACUAAAAAAGAGGAAGAAAGUAUCUUCAGCUGACGAUGUUAGAAAUCGACCUUUUGAUCGAGAAAAGGAUCUUUUAGGGAGUCGAAAAUUGGACAGAAAGCAGAAGAAAGAAUUAUUUAAACAAACAACUCAACUUGGUCAGAAUUUUGGUUAUGGAAGUAAAUCAUUCUUGUAAAUAAGUCAACAAUAAUAGUAGCUUAUAUGCCGUCCAUAAAGUAAAUACUUUACAUCUAUGUGUUUUUAAACAUAAUUCCAAGCUAUAAUAAUAAAUAAUAUGGUUAUGGUAUUUAUACAAAUGAAUAUCAAUAUUCAAAGUGUAAUAUGUCCGGAUAUGUGACCUAGAUUAUUUCACUGUGGAUUAAUAGUGUAUUGUAUUUGAUAUACUGCCAAUAUAUUUAUAAGAAAGAAAUAACGGUAUUACUGCAUAUAUGUUAAUAUACAGAUAAUGUAAAUUUAUUCAAAUUGUUCAC
Messenger RNA from Cokeromyces recurvatus, 1551 nucleotides. RefSeq lists its product as uncharacterized. The transcript is spliced from 3 exons. Lineage: Eukaryota; Fungi; Mucoromycota; Mucoromycetes; Mucorales; Mucoraceae. The record is from RefSeq and is a predicted model, not a curated record. Bases 27 to 1256 code for a protein of 409 amino acids.